Dermacentor silvarum is the source of this 4297-nucleotide messenger RNA. RefSeq lists its product as uncharacterized. Lineage: Eukaryota; Metazoa; Arthropoda; Arachnida; Ixodida; Ixodidae. Gene Ontology annotation, molecular function: zinc ion binding; nucleic acid binding. The record is from RefSeq and is a predicted model, not a curated record. The transcript has a single exon. Gene Ontology annotation, biological process: DNA integration. The coding region runs from base 190 to 4146 and encodes 1318 amino acids.
UGUGACGUCAGCCCACACGCGGCUAUCACAGAUUAUCUGGUGGCCAUCACUUUCGCCUCCCCGUGUGCCCUUUCCCUUGCCCUGCGAUCUCGGGGCAUAUAAACAACGCCCAAGACAAUAAAGCUCGCUUUUUCCUUGUUGGUUCCACGAGUGCCGGCGUCUGGUCAUUUCAGUGGCGACGAGGGUGGGAUGACGGACAAACACCACCAGGAAAACGGAAUGGCCAGCUAUACAGGCCCACCACCGUUCGACGAGGCCACCGAUGAAUGGCCAGCGCAUCAAGUUCGUCUAGAGGCAUUCUUCGAGGGCCAUGGCGUUACGGAAGAGAAGAAGAAACGGGCUUUGCUCGUUGCAGCGCUGAGCACCAACACGGUGGGCGUGAUUGCCGGACGCUGCGCGCCAGCCAAGGUGAACGAACUUUCAUACACCGAGGUCGUGGCCCUUCUGCAACAAUAUUUUUCGCCGGAGCCUAACGAGAUAGCCCAGUCGUACAAGUUCUUCACGCGUAACCAAUCGCCAGGUGAGCCGGUCAAAGAAUUUCUUCUGGCCAUCCGUCAGAUUGCUAACACAUGCAAUUUCGGAGACAGUCUGGACAGAAUGCUGCGGGAUAGAAUUGUAUGCGGAUUGCAAAGCUCCAGUGUACGUCGGCAACUGUUAGCGAAAACAGGCCUGACCAGAAGCGAGGCCGAAGAAAUAGCGCUGGCAGCCGAGCUGGCAGUUGAGAACGAAAGAGGGAUAGGCGCGGCCAAGUCAGACGAAAAUGUGUAUGCGGUAACAGAGAAAGGCGCACCGAGGGAGGGACGCCGAAUGUCAUGCUUCAGAUGCGGAGGUCAAGGGCACAGCGCAGAAACAUGCCGGUUCCGCUCAGCUAUAUGCUACAAGUGCCGUCAACGUGGCCACCUGGCGAGGGUGUGCUCCCGUCGCGCAGAUAAAUUACCUACCGCGCCGAGAGUGUCACAUCAGGACGUCAGUAUGCUAGAGCCGAAGGAUGACGACGCUGAGGCUGAUGGCCUAUUUAUGCUGGGGGCUGCGGAAGACCACGUCGGGUCCCUCGGAACAGUCAAGCCGCUGGUUCAUACGUUGGAGUGGGGCGGAGUGCCGGUUACCAUGCAGCUAGACACGGGUUCACCCGUUUCACUCAUCACAUGGCCAACGUAUAUAAAACAUCGGGCGGCCUGGCCUAAACUCCAAGACUCCGCAUUGAACUUAACUUGUUUCCUCGGGAAACUUCCGGUGAGCGGACAGUUGAAGCUUAACGUUUCUACAGGAGGGCGUUCCGUGGCAGGCACCUUGACCGUCCUGGGAUGCAAAGGGCCCAACCUGUGCGGCCGAGACCUCAUCCAAACGUUCGACCUACUUAAUGUACCGGUUUGCAACGUAUCAGCCAAGGGUGAGCCCAUCACAGAUCCAGUAGAAAAGGUCGAUGUCCAAGAUCUGUUAAAAGAAUUCCCGGACGUGUUUAAACCAGGUCUGGGCCUUAUCAAGGGUCCUCCUGCCCACCUGCGCCUAAAAGAAACCGCCGUUGCAAGGUUUUGCAAAGCUCGUCAAGUGCCGUACGCGUUACGUUCCAAAGUAGCCGCGGAAAUUGAUCGACUUGUUGAAAAUGGCAUACUCAAACCAGUGCCACACUCCGAAUGGGCGGCGCCCGUAGUUCCAGUGGUGAAACGUAACGGCAGCAUAAGGCUUUGCGGGGAUUUCAAGGUCACAGUGAACCAAGCCUGUCUUACAGCGCAGUAUCCUCUUCCCCGCGUCGAUGAUAUACUAGCCACGUUAAACGGAGGGGAGGUUUUUACUACGAUUGACCUGCGCGACGCAUACAACCAGCUUCCUUUGGAUGAAGAAUCCCAGCUACUUACAACCGUGAAUACGCAAAAGGGGCUCUUCUGUUUCACUAGACUACCAUUCGGGGUUUCAUCGGCCCCUGCGUUGUUUCAGAGCCGCAUGGAAGCAAUACUGCAAGGUUUGCCAGGGGUUCAAGUCUAUCUCGAUGAUGUCAUUGUGGCAGAAAAAAAGAAUGAUUGCGCCACGCUUCGCAAAGUAUUGGAGCGGUUCCAACAGUCGGGAGUGCGGUUGCAUCCGGACAAGUCCAAAUUUCGCCAACCGGAAGUUGACUUCUUGGGUCACAGAAUAAGUGCUCAUGGGGUGCAGCCGAAGACGGAAAACAUUGACGCAAUCCUCGAGGUCAAGGAGCCGCAAAGCGCAGCAGAACUGCGAUCAUUCUUGGGACUGGUCACUUAUUACCACAAGUUCCUUAAGAACGCGUCCUCGGUAAUGGCACCCCUGUACGAGCUUCUCCGCACAAAUGUAAAGUGGCGAUGGGGCUGCCCACAGCAGGUAGCUUUUGACGAGGUGAAGACGAGGCUCAAGGAAGCCGAGUGGUUAGCUCAUUUUGACGGCGACAAGCCUCUAAUUCUCGAGUGCGACGCGUCGCCAGUCGGAAUCGGCGCGGUGCUAUCCCACGAUGUGGGUCAAGGUGUGUUACGUCCGGUCGGCUUCCGCUCCCGCAUACUCACCCAAGCAGAGCGUAACUAUUCACAGUUAGAGCGGGAAGCCCUCGCAUUGGUAUUUGGUGUGCUUAAAUUUCGUGCCUAUUUGCUCGGCAGAGUUUUCACCUUGAUAACCGACCACAAACCACUCGUAGGCCUCUUCCAUCCAGACAAGUCUGUACCUGCCAUGGCUGCGGGCCGGAUCCAGCGCUGGGCCCUUAUCUUGAGCGCCUACAGCUACAAUAUCCAGCACAAGGAUGGCAAGGCCAACGUUCCCGCGGACGCGCUCAGCAGGAUUCCAGUAUCCUCAUCGACAGUUCCCGAGGAAUCCGAAGAUUGCGAUGGUUGUGAGUACGUUCUUCUCACAAACAGCCUCAACGAUGGGGUGAUUUCGGCCAAACAGCUAGCGGCCUUGACUUCAAAGGAUAGAGAGUUAACCAAGGUACGGAAGUGGGUACAGGAAGGUUGGCCACGACGCCUGGCUCGACAGGACGAGCUUUUGAAGGUAUUCUUCAACAGGAAGGACGAGUUGACUGUCAGUCAGGGACUCGUGUACUGGGGCCAUCGUGUGGUGGUGCCCAUCGAGGCAAGAUCUGCGAUGCUACAUCUGUUGCACGACACGCACCAAGGAAUCGGUGCGAUGAAAGCACUGGCACGCUCACUGUUUUGGUACCCGCGGAUUGAUGCGGACAUAGAGCGGCUCGUAAAAAGCUGCCAGGUUUGCGUGCAAGCGGCUCCUAUGCCGCCUAGACAGGAGGCGGUGCCCUGGCCGGAAACGGGACGACGUUGGUCGAGGCUACACAUAGAUUUUGCUGGUCCUGUUGAAGGGUACAUGUUGAUGAUAUUGGUAGAUGCUCAUACCAAGUGGAUUGAGGUUGUGCCCAUGAAAAGCGCCACAGCGUGCUCAACCAUCGAGGCCUUGCGCACCACGUUCAGCAGAUUUGGUAUACCGGAAACCAUUGUGUCAGAUAACGGCCCACAGUUCACGGGGAAAGAGUUCGCCGAUUUCAUGCGGCGCAAUAACGUCCUACACUUGCGCACCGCACCGUAUCACCCGCAGUCAAACGGACUGGCAGAACGGGCUGUGCGAACCGUGAAGCAGAAAUUGAAGACAAACCGACAAGGGUCGUUACAAACCCGUUUGGCGAGGAUCCUGCAUAGUUACCGAAGGACCCCGUUGGCCUGCGGGGAAACACCUGCAAUGCGGCUGUUGGGGUUCCAGCCGCGUUCUAGAUUAGACAACGCUGUGGUGCCUCUUGCUCCGGUUGAACGUAGCCCCUGCGAGACUGAUGUGCCCGGCUUCUUGCAGACAGGCGAUCCAGUGUGGGUACGCAACUUCGGACAAGGAGAGCCCUGGACGCGGGCCACGAUCCGGGAAACGCAGGGCGCCCGGAUGGUAACGGCGGAUGGGGCUACGGGCGAGAUCAUACGCCGUCACUUGGACCAAGUCAAGGUGCGACUGCCGGACAGCUCAUUGGCCAGUUCACCAGUCCCGUGUCCCACUGACGUAAGGCCAGAAAGCAACACGGGCCGUCCAGAACCAGAGGACCCACCUGCAGCGGGAUCGCCUGCAUCAACAGACCUACGGCCCCUCGAGGCUACCCCAACCCUGAGGAGGUCCACUCGGAUCCGAAGACCCCCCGAACGGUUUUCCCCUUAGAAAAAAAAAAGGGGGGGGAAGAAGAUUGUUGUGACGUCAGCCCACACGCGGCUAUCACAGAUUAUCUGGUGGCCAUCACUUUCGCCUCCCCGUGUGCCCUUUCCCUUGCCCUGCGAUCUCGGGGCAUAUAAACAACGCCCAAGACAAUAAA